Messenger RNA from Haliotis rufescens (red abalone), 1833 nucleotides. RefSeq lists its product as uncharacterized. Bases 522 to 1715 code for a protein of 397 amino acids. The transcript is spliced from 2 exons. Lineage: Eukaryota; Metazoa; Mollusca; Gastropoda; Lepetellida; Haliotidae. The record is from RefSeq and is a predicted model, not a curated record.
UCGAUUUUCUCACACCAUACAAAGCGCCGUGAUAUAUCAGAUUACUCGCUAACCACGGUGUAGACAUCCCUCAAUGCUCUGCACCAGCAAAAACUACGUUAUCAUAUAGCCUUGCUCUAGAUGUCGUGCUUUUUGUACGGAACAAAUAGUCGAAAACAUUUCUUAAUACAACAAACAUAAUAAAUAUGUGAAUGUCUAAAUAAACAAAUGCCGAAACGGACAUCGCUGAAACAAACAAAAAAUAAAAGAAAUAAAAAAAACGUUCAAAUAUGAAUAUCAAUUUAAAACAGGAUCGAAGUUUGCCACAGAUUUUCUAUCGGACCAAAUACCGUUAAGAUAUGAUUCUUCAUAGUGACAUGCACACUAACCCCACGGUAACCUCGGCCCUGGCGGUGUCGGAGUCUAAGCGUGCGAUCUUGAUAAGAAAGCAGGGGGUAUUCUGUCACCCUGUCUCACGCAGUCGCCACCCCUUGUCGCUUGUAACCAUAACAACGUGACCAGGUACUCACGAGGAUACUGAGAUGGCAUGGGAUGUCAGUAGAUGUACCUUCCAUGGCAAAAGCAGAUUCAACAUGAUGCUUACUUCUGGGGAGAACACGACACGGGAAGAUGGCAGCGGUUACAAGUAUGACUCGGGCCACCCCGACUUUUACCGAUGCCCUGUCUCUACUCCCGCCAACAACAGCAAACGACCAUUGGAGGAUUAUGAUCCAAUAACAAACACGAUAGCACCGGAACUGCAUGAAAAGAAGUCGGUGAUUGGCUUCUCCCGACCGUCAGUCAGCAGGAACAGAACACGUGACGUCCAGAAACCAAUGAGAAAGAACGUUGAGUAUUACUUCGUAGACAAACAUGUGCAGCAACACGAAGCUAAGCAAACGAACACAUUUUGGUUACAGUCACUGUGUGCCCAGCCAGUGACGGAGAUUCUUGGGAAGUACAGGCGGAAGUCAGACUUUCAAAGAACUCGGUACAUGUGGUCCAAGACGUUCUCGACCCCGGGGGAACGAGCCUUGCUGGAGGCUUGGAGCACCAACACUGGCCCUUCUCACCGUGUUGCCACAUCAAUGGGGAUGAAAGCAGCAGGAAGACAAAUAUUGACAUACUCUAGAGAAAUUAAAGUUAGUACCGAACCAUCUGUUGUGUCCUCUGCAAAGUCCACGAUCUCACGGAGAACGGAAGUAGAUGGCAGUGCUGAUGAGUUACGUCCACUUCCUAGAUCAACAUCCGGUUGUGCACGUGAUCAAUCUAAACGAGCGGCUCGAACUGUUACCCAAGAUUCCCCCAUGGUCAGAAUUGAUACUGGUGACGGUGACGACGUUAAGACGUCCAACAUGGCGUUGAAUGACGGAACAGACGGACUGCCUCAGCUAUCAGGUAAACAGAGUCGACGGAAAGGGCAGAUUGUUCUUCAACAGCGGAAGUACUUCAGCGGUAACCGGAAGCAUCCCGCUAUACCUCAUGUCCAAACGCUGAAUCCAGUCAAAACUGAGGACAUUGCUAAAACUCCUGACGUCAUUUGUCUCAUACCUUCUCAACGGUCUGUGUCACCCUUUGCAACGCCACGUAACAUGGUUCAAUCACGUGAUUCACCUUCACGGGCACGUGAGAGAGUUGGGUCGGCGCACUCAAUGUCCGACAUUGACAAAACACAGGUGAAGUUUCCGCUUAUUGUCAGCACAAGGACUGACACAGGAGCCUCAGAACAGGGAUAGAGUCGUUCGUAUGCACAACAUUUUGCAAUCAGAAUCACUGAUCGUUUACAUGUGGAUCCUUGUAUUUGAGCAUUUUCAGACGAAGUGACACCUGCACCAGAGUGUGAAUAUAUGUUGU